This is a messenger RNA of Vitis riparia (riverbank grape), 670 nucleotides long. RefSeq lists its product as uncharacterized. The record is from RefSeq and is a predicted model, not a curated record. The coding region runs from base 75 to 524 and encodes 149 amino acids. Lineage: Eukaryota; Viridiplantae; Streptophyta; Magnoliopsida; Vitales; Vitaceae. The transcript is spliced from 2 exons.
AGAACGCAGAUCCAGCAACACCUCCAUAUAAAUGUGUCGAGAAAAGCACUGUGGAGUCAGUGAACAUUCAGCAAAUGGAGGCACAGAGGAAGAGGAAAGUGGUGAUGGUGCUGACCCUGUUUGUCAUGAUGACGAUGUUCUUUUCCUGUGUGAGAGCUUGGACCGGUGAAAUCCAUGGCAGAGUUGUCUGUGAUGUUUGUGGGGACUCUUCUAUUGGCCCUGAAGACCAUAUCUUGGAAGGUGCUGAGGUAGCUGUUCUGUGCAUAACGAAGUCCGGGGAAGUUCUAAAUUAUCAGGCCUUCACUGACACAAAGGGAAUAUACAGAGUGGCAGAGACGAUGCCAGAGAGUGACAGGUGGGAUGCAUGCCUGGCCAGGCCCAUCAGCAGCUUCCAUGAGCACUGCACCCAUCUGGGAGAUGGUACCUCAGGCAUCAAGUUCACUUACAGUCGACCAUCAGGCUAUUCUCACACCAUCAGGCCCUUUGUUUAUCGGCCAGCAAAUGCUCCACUGUUCUGUGUUUGAAUGAUGUAAACUUGAUGUACAUUUCAGACUAUGUACUUGGUUUAAUUGGAAGGAGAAAUAGAACAAGGAGGCCGACCUUAUUCAGAUUAUGGAUGCCAUACUGAACUUGUUUACCAUUCAAAUAUGAAUCUUCAUUUGGACUUCAA